CCCAGGCUGUUCCUUACGUACUCUGAUUCUCUCCUAACAUCUAUCCCUCUCUUCUAGGUAUACCUCCAGUCCUAAGACAUGUCCUGCUACACCCAGUGCGUGCCAUGCCGGCCCUGCGGUCCGACCCCUCUGGCCAGCAGCUGCAAUGAGCCCUGUGUCAGGCAAUGUCAGAACUCAACCAUCGUCAUCGAGCCCUCUCCUGUGGUGGUGACCCUGCCCGGACCCAUCCUCAGCUCCUUCCCACAGAACACCGUCGUGGGAUCCUCCACCUCUGCUGCUGUUGGCAGCAUCCUCAGCUCUGAGGGUGUUCCCAUCACCUCGGGUGGCUUUGACUUGUCUGGCCUCGGCAGCCGCUACUGUGGCAGAAGAUGCCUGCCCUGAUAAAGGCACUGGCUGUGAUCCUGGAGAAAUUCUUCUUGAAACUGUGAAAGUGAUGCUGUAUCAAGAAGGAAUCUUCAAGACUGCUUUCAGAGUCCUUGACAGUCCUCAGCUAUUCUGGGGAAUGCUGGCAGGAAGGGGCAAUGCUAGGCUUUUGAAAACAAGGCUCAUGUCUCUUCCAAUAUCUUCCACAUUACUUUCUUUUUUCUUCCCCUAUCCCACCCCUCUCCCUCCACUUUAUUUUUUCUCCCUUCUG
Coturnix japonica (Japanese quail) is the source of this 634-nucleotide messenger RNA. NCBI's taxonomy places the organism in Eukaryota, Metazoa, Chordata, Aves, Galliformes, Phasianidae. The record is from RefSeq and is a predicted model, not a curated record.